AUGCCAAGUGAAGCAGCAGAGCCGCACGCCGUCCAGGGCGCCGUGGAUCAUCACGACAAGGAGAACAAGUUCCAGCAAGCAAUCGCUUCAUGGCGGAGCGUCGAUCUAAGCUCCCUCAUCUCGACCCUCGACACAGCCGCCUCGGAUCUUGUCACCCACCAGCGAGAUACUUUGGUACAACGCAAGGAGCUUGCUCAAAAGACCAAAGACUUCCGCAAACUCGAAGACGCCGCCAAACUUGGCGAGAUCAAAGCGCUGCUCAAGUCGUACCAGUCCUUCAUCGACCUCAUCUCCAACCAGUCAAAGUCGACUCAGUCAGCCUUCCUCCAGAUCUACUCGCCCCUGUCCGAAGCCCCCGAUCCGUACCCACUGCUCGAAGCCUCGAUUGACUCUUUUGUCACCGCUCAAGAAGUCGUCCCCAAGCUAGAGUCCGAGAACAAACACUUGCAGUCAACUGUCACCAAAUUGACAGCACAACUAGAGGAAGCCGAGUCUCAGCUGGAACAAGAGCGCUCCACCAGACAGUCCUCACAGUCGAGUCAAGAUACAAAGAUCAAGGAAGUUGAGGCAUCAUGGAACGCUGUCCUGAAAGAGAAGCAAGACAAUUGGGACGCACGGGAGAAGAGCUUGGAAGAAAAGGUCGAGAAUCAAGACCGCCUGCUGAAGGAGCUCAAGGCCAGCUACGAUGUCGCUCAACGUCUAGGCAAAGCCGAAGACGAUACAUCAAACACUCUACACGGCGCAUCGCAGCAGGAGCUCGAUCUGGUCAACCAGGAACUCGAAAAGGCAAACCUCCGUCUAUCUGAGCUGGAAGGUCGCAACGAGCAGCUUCGCCUUGACCUCGCCCAGUCGACCUCAAACCAGAGCUCAUCUCAAACCGCCGUCUCGGUCGAAGACGACCCUGCGUUCCUCCGCCUACGCUCUGAAAACUCUCAAUUGCUACGAAAGCUCGAUGCACAACGCUACGAGAAGGACUCGUUAAAGACAAAGUGCGACUCAAGUGUCAGAUCACUGGAACGGGAGCUGGAAUCCCUGAAGCAGGACCGUGAAAGUAUCAAACGCAAGCUGGACAAAUGCAGCGACUAUGACGAGGUCAAGCAAGAGUUGGACAUGCUCAAGUCAAUCGAGUUUGCAACGGGUGAUGCAGAUGACUCGGACCGCGAGACAGAUGCUCCUCCCAUUACUGAGAAGGGCGAGUCUCUGGAGAAGCUGCUGCUUGCUCGCAACAAAAAGCUCUCCAACGAGCUGACCAUCCUCCGUGUCUCGCACAACGAUCUCCAGUCUCGUCUUGAGACGCUGCAAGAAGACCUGUCCAGCACGAACAUGGAGUUGGAGAAGUCGCGCAACCUCACUCAAACACUCGAGGAGGAUCUGCUGCAAGCUCAGAACGAAGCCACCAACGCUUUCGACCCCUCGGCCAUGUCUGUAGCAGGCACAUACACGUCUCGCUACCCAAAGUCCUCGUACGCCGCUUCCAUUCGUCGUGGAGCGAACACUUCUCCCACGUCUUCCAUCAUUUCUGGCUUUGACACCGGCACCUCUUCACCCAGGGGACUGGAUUCGUUACGCCUUGAAGCCCCUAACGCUGGCAUCCUGCCAAUGGUCACUGCUCAACGUGAUCGCUUCAAGGCCAAGAUCAGAGAGCUCGAGACGAAUCUGCAGGAGCAGUACACUCUGGUCUCUUCUUUGCGCUCCGAGAUUGCCAGCCUGCAAAAAGACAAUCUGUCCCUGUAUGAGAAGAGCAGAUACGUCAACAGCUACAACACAAAGGGCGGUGCCACCUCUGGCUAUUCGUCCACAAAUCCGAGUACCAUCACAAUCGAUCGUGGCAACUCAGGCACCGAUGCUCGCUACAAGUCCGCCUACGAAAACUCAAUAUCUCCCUUUGCCGCUUUUAGAAGCAAGGAAACCAGCCGUGCCUUCCAAAGACUGUCACUACCAGAGAGAGCAGUAUUGCAAGCGUCCAGGCUUGUCCUUGCAACAAGGACGAGCAGAAAUAUGUUUGCCGUCUGGGUUACAGGGCUCCAUCUUCUGGUCUUUGUUAUGUUGUUCUGGAUGGGCGGAAGCAGCGAUACACCACAUCUGGCUCAUACUGUUGCCGCUGGUAACGCCGCAAUAGCUGGCGCAAAAGUAGCUGCGGCGCAAGGAGGUUCUGGAGGAUCAGGUGCGAAAUGGGAACAACCCGGUUUCGGAGACACGUAA
This is a messenger RNA of Aureobasidium namibiae CBS 147.97, 2202 nucleotides long. RefSeq lists its product as uncharacterized. The record is from RefSeq and is a predicted model, not a curated record. Gene Ontology annotation, cellular component: Golgi membrane. Gene Ontology annotation, biological process: intra-Golgi vesicle-mediated transport. The transcript has 2 exons. NCBI's taxonomy places the organism in Eukaryota, Fungi, Ascomycota, Dothideomycetes, Dothideales, Saccotheciaceae. The coding region runs from base 1 to 2202 and encodes 733 amino acids.